This is a messenger RNA of Stylophora pistillata, 904 nucleotides long. Its product is annotated as vacuolar protein-sorting-associated protein 36. Gene Ontology annotation, cellular component: late endosome membrane; ESCRT II complex. Lineage: Eukaryota; Metazoa; Cnidaria; Anthozoa; Scleractinia; Pocilloporidae. Gene Ontology annotation, molecular function: phosphatidylinositol-3-phosphate binding; ubiquitin binding. Gene Ontology annotation, biological process: protein transport to vacuole involved in ubiquitin-dependent protein catabolic process via the multivesicular body sorting pathway. The record is from RefSeq and is a predicted model, not a curated record.
ACAGUUACAUUCAAGUCUUACCUCCUCAGCAUGGGAAUAGCCAAUCCAGUAACAAGGGAGACGCAUGGCUCUGGUGCAAGUUAUCAUAAAGAACUCGCUAAAGAACUCGGAACAUUCUUACAAAAAAUCAUUUCGGGCGAAGGAGGAAUGAUGGCGCUGACCGAUGUAUACUGUAGAUUCAACAGAGCAAGAGGAAUGGAGCUUGUUUCCCCUGAAGACUUAAUAAAUGCAGCCAACAUGUUUUCAGCUGUGAAUAUUCCUUUAAGAUUACGAUCUUUUGACAGUGGUGUGCUGGUUAUUCAAGUUUUGUCCCACAAUGACGAGGAAGUCAUACGGACAACCAGGCAAAUGCUCGAUGAAAAGAGUUCAUUAACAGCUGAGGAACUCGCACACUUGGCGAAAGUAUCCGUCAUGUUGGCCAGAGAAAGGCUCCUAGUAACUGAACAAGCUGGCAAGGCCUGCAGGGAUGACAGCGUCGAGGGUCUUCGGUUCUACCCUAAUUUCCUUGUGGAGAGAACAGAUUGAAAACUGUUGUUCGAAGAAAAUUGAAACAAUUAAACUCAAAAAAAUCUCUAGAGCUUCGUCUUUGGGGUUAACUUUUGUGACCAACAGGAACUCGAGCGACUCUUCAAAUCACUUGCUCCUGCUAGUCUGCAGAUGAUGAUUCAGAGAGGUUAAGAUAGAAAGUUGAACACAUUCAAGAUAAGACGGAGGAAUAAGGAUGAAAGAGACAGAUGCGAUAACUGUAGUUUGAAACUGAUCUCGCCUUGAACAAGGAAGCUUUUUGACAAGCUAUAGAGCAAUCGCAGUAAAACACGUUCAAAUUAAAACAGCUUAUUUUAUUAACAGGAAUUGUACAGAAGUCUUGAAUGAAAAUAAUAAAAAAAGUACGAUCAUUUUGUUA